AUGGAAACCCAAGCCAAAGAAAUGGAGGAGAGAGAGAAGUCCCCCGAGUUCAAGGAUUUGCUGCCCAGCCAAACUGCCAGCACCUUGUGUAUCAGCUCGCGCAGCGAAUCUGGCUGGAGUGCUCCCCCGCUGAACAAGUGGGACGUGUACCACAAGCCGGUCAUCGUCCUGUCCGUGGGUGGUGCGGUGUUCCUCUUCGGCGUGGCCAUCACCAGCCUGACCUGCCUCACUGCAGACAAAAAAAGCAACGUGACCAAGGAAAGCAGAGACAACAGCACGACCAAGGAGGCCUUUAAACUGUGCGGGCCGGCCUUCCUGUCGCUGGGCCUCAUGAUGCUGGUGUGCGGCCUCGUCUGGAUCCCCAUCAUCCGCAAGAAGCUGCCCCAGAAGCAGAAGUACCACAUCCUCCAGAGUGUCAUGUCUUUCUUCUUCAACCGCUGA
Molecule: messenger RNA, 441 nt
Organism: Varanus komodoensis (Komodo dragon)
Lineage: Eukaryota; Metazoa; Chordata; Lepidosauria; Squamata; Varanidae
Gene: PIRT
Product: phosphoinositide interacting regulator of transient receptor potential channels
Exons: 1
Coding region: 1-441 (146 amino acids)
Biological process (GO): positive regulation of cation channel activity; phosphatidylinositol-mediated signaling
Molecular function (GO): transmembrane transporter binding; phosphatidylinositol bisphosphate binding
Source: RefSeq, a predicted model, not a curated record